GCCUAAUAUAUCCUACAGUCUUCUAUACGCAGGAAUUCCAAGAGAUUCGUUAAUCUAUUUGCAAUUUAUCAACCGAGUCAUAAUUCCGUGUAAUUCGACGUUUUGUGAGAAGUCAUCGCUAUUGGUUAGAGAAGGGGAGAGACUGGGUCAGGUGAUGGAGAAGACCACUGUUCAAUGAGAUCUUCUCCUCACACGGCCUGAGAAUAAGUCGGUCCCUCCCAACCCGGAUACGCAGAGGGGUAAUAAAUAUUGAAAAUCGUCUUCAGUGUGAAGCUCGCAGGCUGCAAUUCCAGUACCCAAGGUGAGGAGAGCUCCCCUCGGGUCCACGCGCUUUGAAGGGGGAUCAUUUGAAGUCACAUCAAAGCGCCUGCAGCAGGAAACGGCAUCAUUUUUGAUAACAGACAGUGGGGCAGACUAAGGAGGGUGUGUGUUGCACGGGUUCUUUCACAGUCGUGAAUAGUUGCAUGCAGAAUACCGUGCCUUGUACCACCGAGAGCAUCAACGAGCGAUGGCGGAGUGUGGGAGGAAGGCGCUGUCGCUGCUUGAGGCGGCCCGAUGCCGCUACGAGAGUCUGCAGAUCUCUGAUGACGUUUUUGGGGAAUCGGGAGAUGACAGUAGCGAAAACCCCUUCUACAGCACCUCAGGCGACUCUAAUUCCGAUAACUACACCGGGGAGGCCGAUGAGCAGAGGGCAGGUGACAGUGGGAGCAGUCUGAGCGGUGGAGGUCCCCCCGGCUCAGUGUCAAAGAGCCAGGCAGAGGAGGACGGAUGGAGCGACACGUUGCAGGACAUCACGGUGCCCCCCUACACAGACACAUAUGGCCCCGCCCAGAAAAUGGCCGCCUCCUCCUCUGCACUGGAUUUUUUCCAGCUCUUUGUUCCUGACAAUGCCAUCCAGAACAUGGUGACUCAGACCAACAUGUACGCCAAAAAGUACCAGGAACGCUUUGGCAUCGAUGAGGGGUGGCGUUCUGUCACUGUUGCAGAGAUGAAGUCCUUCCUUGGGUUCAUGACGUCCACCAGCGUGCAGCGCUGUGAGUCGGUGCUCAGCAUCUGGAGCAGUGGCUUCUUCAGCAACCGCAGCAUCGCUCUGAAGAUGAGCCAGGCCCGCUUCGAGAAGAUCCUCAAGUACUUCCACAUCGUGGCCUUCCGCUCCAGCCAGGGCCAAGGCAGCCAGGGCCUGUACAAGAUCCAGCCCUUCCUGGACUCCCUGCAGCAGUCCUUCAGCUGCUCCUUCAGACCCUCACAGACACAGGUUCUCCAUGAGCCUCUGAUCGAUGAAGACCCUGUCUUCAUCACCACCUGUACAGAGAGGGAACUGAGGAAGAGGAAGAAGAGGAAGUUCAGUCUCUGGGUCAGGCAGUGCACCUCCACCGGCUUCAUCUGCCAGAUCUAUGUCCACCUGAAGGAGGGUCAGGGGGUGGACGGUCUGGCCACGCUGAAGAACAAGCCACAGCUCCACAGCAUGGUGGCCAAGCAGCUGUGUCAUAACCUGUCCGGGCGCAAUGCUAUCGUGUUCACAGGGCCCAGCAUCACCAGCCUCAACCUCUUCCAGGAGUUCCAGAAACAAGAGAUCUACUGCUGCGGCCUGCUGAGCACCAGGAAGAGUGACUGCACGGGCCUGCCCCAGUGCAUGCUGGUCGGCACCUCCACUCCCCAGCAGCGUGGCCAAUCCUGCACCAUGAUGAGAGGCAACAUGUCCCUGAUCAGCUGGUACAACAAGGGCCACUUCCGCUUCCUCACCAACGCUUACUCUCCCACCAAGCAAGGGGUGAUCAUCAAGAGGAAGAGCGGAGAGAUCCAGUGUCCACUGGCGGUGGAGGCGUUCGCUGCUCACCUUAGUUACAUCUGCAAGUACGACGACAAGUACAGCAAGUACUUCAUCUUCCACAAGCCUAACAAGACGUGGCAGCAGGUGUUCUGGCUGACCAUCAGCAUCGCCAUCAACAACGCCUACAUCCUGUACAAGCUGUCCGAUGCCUACCAAGUCAAGCGUUACAGCCGCGCCCAGUUCGGAGAGAGACUGGUCAGGGAGCUACUGGACUUGGACGAAUGUUCCCCCACACAGUGAAGCAGCAGGCUAAGACCCACUGUAAAAGACACACACUUUUAGUGUUCUGUAUAUACUAAACAUAACACGUGUAAACUCACACGCACAGAGCAUAUUCGCACUCUACUGUACUAUCUUUCGUUCUCUCUCUAUAUCACGCAAACACACAUACACAGAUACACACAUACAUUGUAAAUAUGAAGUGUUUUCCCUCUCGUAGUCUUAGGUGUUUCACACUAACACACGUUGGCACACACUGUUGCCCCGUGCAAACACGCCAACAAACACUGACACGCAGGCACUUUCAUACACACACACACACACACACACACACAAACACACACACACACACUCCUCUCGUGCUGUAGAAACUAAAACCCCUCUCUCUGAAGCUGUGCCAAGUCGGACACAGCCCCCCCCCCCACAGAGACUGGGAGAGCCGGCCCUCUCUCUCCCGUCUGACCUGUAUCUGCUCUGCUCCCAGGGAGAUACCACCCGACACGUGUCUCUCUUCAUAGACCAGAGCCAUUGUACAGAUAACAUGCCUCAGUACCAUUAGUGUGACAGGCUGCAUGACUACAAGCAUAAUAAUGUACUCUCGUUCAGUGUGCUGAGGAAAAACAUUGCAUUUUAUAAUCUUUUGUCCGUCUUGUUAAGAUGGUGAGAUGGCUGGGUGGAGUGAUGAUGGUGAUGUAUAUAAUCCAUGACUAUUAGCCAGUCAUCCAGGGAGCUACAUCUGGUGUCACAGCUAUGCGUCCUAAAGAGUCAAUACUAUAUGACAUGUGAGACAUAUGAUAAGUCCUAUAGGGCAACUAAGAUAGAAUCUGUCCAUACACUGGAAUGGACUAGAGUCUAUCAGGCUCUCAUGCACUUUCCAUCUCCAUGGUCUUGCACGUAAGAGAUUUAACAAUAGUUCCUUGACAUGUUUACUAGAUAUCGUCUUUAGCUUUGGUGGGAAGUCCUAUUAACGGUAACAUUACGCUCCCCCCCCCCCCUAAAUAUGAUCAAAUAUGAUAGAUCAAUCAGAAAACAUAAUUAGUAUAAAUAUGCAUCCUCUGACUCUGAGCAGCACCAAACAGAGAUGAACAAGUAGAAUACACUUUAGAAUAACCAAUGUAGAAAACCAAAUGAAUUAAUAAUAUGACAAAUAUUUAUAUUAUGAAAUAUAAUAGCUAAAACAUUUCAAAGAUAGAUGGAUCGAGCUCAUAUCGAUGAUUCGAUCCGAUAUCACUUAGAAAAAGACAAGAUUGUGAUCUUUCACCUCUUCUUUUUCUAAUGCCCCAUUGUCGUUGUUGUCGUAGUGUUACUGUGUGUUUCUGUGACCCACUGUCUGUGCACUGUUAUUCUGUUCUCAGUAACACUGUUUAAAAGCUUCACCAUCGUACCACACUCACAACUUAUACAUCCAACUAUUAUUAAAGACAGCAGAUUCCAUAUGGAUUAUAGAUAAUAAUGACUUUGAGAGGGACCCUAAAUGAGUAUGAAUAUCAUAUGAAUUAAUGUUGCGGUUACUGUGUAUAUCUCAAGUCUGGGAUUGCUUCUGCACAGCUGCUGUUACUAGGCAAUGUGUUUAAGGAAGUGUGGAGGCCACGCUGGUCGUCAGGAAGGAGCUGCAGUAGACCAGGGGAGGUCUGCCCAAUCACACAUAUACUACUGCUCUCUCUGAUCCCACACACACACUCAUACACACACAGGAACACACACAGACACUCACUGACACACACACAUUCACUCCCUCUAUUUCUGUAUCUCUCACACACACACACACACACAAACACACACACUCACACACAUGUAUUUAAAGCAGCUGUGUUUGGUAGGUUCAGCUUUAUGUAAAAGUGUAAUUUCUAGUUUGGCAUCCCAGACCUAAUGUACCAGUUACAGUUAAAAUUAUUUGAUGUCUUUUGAUUUCCAUAGGGAAUUAUUGCUCUCCUAAUCAGUUAUAAUUGAUCAAAUUUUAAGGUUUAUUCUCAGGUUGAAAUCCAAUGGCUCAAUAUACAAAUUUCAUUUGAGGCUGAAAUGACAAGGAUUUAGUUUAUAAUUUCACAGAUCAGCCAUAUCAAAUAUGUUCUCAGUGCCUUUUCAAGAAGUCUGCUCUUAAGGUUAUGAUAUUUUAUGUCACUCUAUGGCUUUUAAAUCCAGUGGGUGGAUGGUGGCGGGGGGGUUGAAGGACAAUAAGUAAAUUGGAAAAAAAAGACGAGCAAAAAGGAGUAUGUGUGUGAGAGAGAAGAGAGUAGAGAAAGGAGAAAAAACUAUUAAUCAUGGACAAGACGACAGAAGCUUACUGUCAAAACGUCAUGCAAUGUUAAUGAUCAUAUGACUAUUCUGCAGUCAGAUUCAAUGUUAUCAAUCAGAUGAUUGAUAUAUUGUUUCCAUAUGCAAUCCCAGCACUCUCUCUUGCCUGAGGUCUCCUCUCUGUAUCUAUCUUAGUACCUCUGUACUGCUGUUUUAUUGGCUGACAGUGAAAAAAAGAUUGUUAGAUUAAUGAGUUAUGUUCAUGGCUAGCCUUUCAAUCUAUUAGCAUACGUCAUCAUUCUGUCUCUCCACUGGAUUUACUCCUGGGCUUAGACCCAUCAAUAACACUAUUCAGUCCGUCACUCAUACCGCACCAAUGCUCCUGCCCCCACUACCCAAUUAGCGCUCCUGUUGGAGAAUCUAGACCUGCAUGCCAAUUAGUGCUCCUUUCCUGUGGGUGUGUCUCAAUAGACUGAAUCGACUUUCUCUCCUUGUCUAUUUUUCCUUUCAGUUUAACUAGACAGGUGGAACCUUCUUACGGCCUUAACCUACCUGGGGUUUCCAGAUCAGUGACAGUGAGGGGAGACAAGGAAAGGGAAGCACCUUUAAGUACUUGGUCAGGUGGUCGUAUGGUACAAGUAAACAAUGCCUGUCACACCAUGUUGUAACGCAGCUUACAGCCUUCCAGAUUCAACUCAGCUGUUCAGUACAUUAACACUGGACCUAUUGAUGAUUGUCGUACUCAAAUGCAAUGGGAGGUCACAGGAUGUUGGAAAUGCCUGCUUGUGUGCCACUGUGUUCCGCUGCCUGUUUAACAGAGGUGUCCGUUGUUUCAGAGGGUGCUUUGGGCCUAAACACUGACUCAUUCUGGAUGGGAGCUGGAUAGCUUCUGAUGUCAUUGAGAAUAUAGGACCUUAGGUGACCUCAGGGCUUCAUAGAAUUAGACAUUCUAAGGUUUAUUAAGAAUAUGUAUAAACUACGAUAACCUUAAAAGGUGCUUUCAAAACACUGUUACGAAAAAUAGAAAGUUGGAAUUUUAAUGUGUUUCAUCAUUACAAGCUCAAUAACUUCUCAGUUAUACGUUUAGGGGUGGAAAUGGUUCUGUGAAUGGAAAUGGGCGGUUGCUAGGAUGGUGUAUUUAAUUGUUGUGUGUUGUGUGUAAAAUAUCUCAUGUACGUUGGACCAAAAUUCCUAACCGACCUAAUCUAGUGAUCAGUUCAGAUGUUACUGUAUGUAGAGUCAGAAAACUAACUGCAGUGUACUGAUGCUGUUGAUAAGGAGAGGUUGAUUCCCCCGGCUAGGCUUUGACCAGUGUCUGGGGUCAGCCUCACCAUGCCACUCUAUGAAUGCCCUGAGUAUGUUGUGUUGUGGAAUAUGGACUAUGCUUCCUGUUUAUUGGUCUGUGGCUGGUUCAGGACAGUGAUUGCUGUAUCGUGUGUUUUGUCCUCUCUGAAGGAGUGUUGUUACGCGUUGUCUCCGCUGUAUGUGUAUGUAUCCUCCCACGUUAACCCCUCCCCCCCUGGGUCUGGGGUUGUAAAUCCUGUGUAACCCCACCACUUAAGAGAGUUUACACCAUUUUGCACACAUAAUAAAUGUUCAUAAUUUUA
Molecule: messenger RNA, 5892 nt
Organism: Osmerus eperlanus (European smelt)
Lineage: Eukaryota; Metazoa; Chordata; Actinopteri; Osmeriformes; Osmeridae
Gene: pgbd5
Product: piggyBac transposable element derived 5
Exons: 8
Coding region: 509-2071 (520 amino acids)
Biological process (GO): non-replicative DNA transposition
Molecular function (GO): transposase activity
Source: RefSeq, a predicted model, not a curated record